Messenger RNA from Nymphaea colorata (pocket water lily), 667 nucleotides. Its product is annotated as heavy metal-associated isoprenylated plant protein 30-like. NCBI's taxonomy places the organism in Eukaryota, Viridiplantae, Streptophyta, Magnoliopsida, Nymphaeales, Nymphaeaceae. The record is from RefSeq and is a predicted model, not a curated record. The transcript has 3 exons. Bases 107 to 532 code for a protein of 141 amino acids. Gene Ontology annotation, molecular function: metal ion binding.
AAAAUAACGAGAGGCCAAAGAGUUUCCCCAGCGAGCUACAGUGAUUCAAGCAGCAGCUUCGCUAUCAACUGACUGACUCUUAAUCAAGCAUUAAUCCUUCUCUUCCAUGGCCAAGGGGCGACCUCUUUCCUUGCAGACAGUAGAGCUCAAGGUGAGGAUGUGUUGCACCGGAUGCGAAAGAGUGGUGAGGAGAUCACUUCGGAAACUGAGAGGAGUGGACAGCGUGGAGGUGGACGUGGCGCUGGAGAAGGUGACGGUGACCGGGUACGUGGACAAGAACAAGGUGCUGAAGGAGGUGAGGCGCAGCGGGAAGAAGGCGGAGUUCUGGCCCAAUCCCGGCCAGCCCCUCUUCUUCACCAGCGCCGCCGACUACUACUACGACGACAAGGCCUACAGGGGCACCUACAACUACUGGCGCCACGGCUACAACGACGGCGAGCGACACGGCCGGGUCCGCUCCGCCUAUCGCCCGGACGACAAGGUCAGCAGCUUCUUCUCCGAUGACAACGUCCACUCCUGCGCCAUCAUGUGAUUUCCCCGCGCCACCAACUGCGGGCUUCUUGUCUGCAACUGUUAAUAUGGAUGAACCCGUGUCAGGGGCUGUGCUUGUAAAUUAUGUACCACAAAUCGAUUAUAUGCAGUAAUAAUGGAACACCUUUCUCUAGUA